AUGGGUGUGUACUUCAAUCCGUUAAUUGAUUUAGACAAGAACCGUAAAAUAACUCAUUCUGAAGCAAUGAGUAGAGCACGUUUUCUGUUCGAAUCAGAUCUAUUUGGGCUAAACCUAGCCACAGAAUUUGGCAGGAUAAUAAUCAUUAAAAUCUGGAGUGGUGAAAUUAGCUCCUUAAUGAGAGUUUUCCCACAAGAACAUAACGAUAAGGUUGCUCAAUUAAUCUGGAGAGGCAACCAGCUCGUUAAAGUUGGUAGAUAA
Molecule: messenger RNA, 261 nt
Organism: Dictyostelium purpureum
Lineage: Eukaryota; Evosea; Eumycetozoa; Dictyosteliales; Dictyosteliaceae
Exons: 1
Coding region: 1-261 (86 amino acids)
Source: RefSeq, a predicted model, not a curated record